GUGGUUGAGGGUGGCUAUGAAUGCAAUACAAGAGAAAUGAGAAGGGAUCAAGGCUUUUGGAUUUCUGUUAGGCAAAUGAGUUAAAUAUUUGCAUUGGUAACUGAAGAAGACCAACCGACCACUUUAUCUCCUACCAAUAAAACAAACCUACAAUCCAAAUAGACUUUAUACUCACCAGGAAGCAGUAUGAACAGAUGGUUGUGACUACUAAGUGUUUUGCCAGAUAAGAAUGCUCUACUCAACAUAGACAAGUGGUUAGAGAUGUCAGAGGGAAAGAAGUGGAUUGGAACUGAAAGGACAGCUUGAUAAACACCGGAUGAGAGAGAGCUUCUUGGAAACAAAGAAGAGGAAGAAAUAGAGACUUGUAGCACAGAAGACAACUGGGAGGUUUUGUAGGCCACAGAUGACAAGAUCUGCUGUUGAGACAAGGUACAAGGCAGAUGAUAAACAUGGAAGGGAAAAAUACUGUAGACAGAGACAUAAAAGAUAAAAAAACAAAAAAGACCGCCAUAGACCGAAAAAGAGGAGAGCAAAGACCCAAUAUUAAGUAACUAGAACGGAAGGUAGAUGUUAGUUUUGAUUAGUGCAGAAAGAAGCAGAAAACAAGAGGUUUAUUGAUGUUCUGUGAUGAAAGGAGUAGAGAUAAGAAGGGGUUCCGGAUUGCAAAACAUUAAUAUUGGGGCGCUUCAGACAUACCUGGGGUAAAAGUGUGUUUGGAAUGACAGUGGCACACUUACUUUCAGGGAGGAUGAACAGAAAGAGGUUUGGAAAUGUUAUUGAGAGAAGUUAUAAUAAAAAGAAAUAGAACGAGGGACAUAGCUUAUGGAUUAUUAGUGUAUUUCGUUUUAUCCAUGACGGUUUUUUUAUAGAUUACAUCUUCUAAUUCUAUUUCGGGAUUAAUCGUUCUCUGAAAUAGAAAAUGGUUGGAAUCUUAUCCAGUGCAGUCACACUAUAUAUUCAAAGAUAAAUGAGUGAGAUCUAGUAGAUAUUUUUAGUAGGUCGAGGGACCCUGCUGAAGAUAUUACACUGGCAGUAAAUGCAUUUGUGUAUUGUACAGCUAUAAAGUUGAUUCCGAAUCAUUUUAAUAGUAAACAAUUUGAAUAAAAUUAGGUAGUUAGUAAAUUAUAUAUCUUACUUUCUCGUUAAUCGUUGCUGAAAAUUAUUAUUAUUGUUAUUGAUAUUGAUAUUUAUUGUUUACAACAAAAGCAAUGCAAUUUCAACGAAGGUUAAAAAUAAAAUUUCGUUUCGUCAAGUCAGUGUUUAUUUUUAUGUCUAACCGGAAGUUGCAUGUUGCCGGUAUUUCAACAUGGCAGUGUUAGAGAAAAGUCCACAAGAAUGUCGAUUGCCACAGAAGAAAUAUUUCCGACAGCGGGCUCAUUCCAACCCAAUCGCUGACCAUACGUUUGACUACCCUCCAAAUCCUUCUUGUAUGAAAUGGUCUGAAUAUUAUCCCGAAUUCUUCAGUGGAAAUUCAUCAUUAAGUAGCCCCAAAGUUGAAUUUGCGGAUAUUGGUUGUGGCUAUGGAGGUCUUUUAGUGUCCUUGUCACCAUUGUUCCCUGAUAAACUGAUGCUAGGAAUUGAGAUCCGUGUGAAAGUGUCGGAUUUUGUGAAGGAACGAAUCAAGGCGUUGCGUACCAUGAAUCCUGGAAAGUACCAGAAUAUUGCUUGUAUCAGAUCCAAUGCCAUGAAAUAUCUUCCCAAUUUUUUUGAAAAAGGACAGCUGACGAAGAUGUUUUUCCUGUUCCCAGACCCACAUUUCAAAAAGACCAAACAUAAAUGGCGCAUCAUCAGUACCACCCUUCUAGCUGAAUAUGCCUAUGUCCUCCAACCGCAAGGGCUGGUCUAUACAAUCACAGAUGUGAAAGAGGUCCAUGAAUGGAUGGUACAACAUUUUGAAAAUUUCCCCUUAUUUGAAAGAAUUCCGGAUCAUGACCUUCAAAGUGAUAUUGUUGUUGAGAAACUUUAUGGAAGUACGGAAGAAGGUCAGAAGGUCACACGAAAUAAAGGAGAAAAAUUCCUGGCUGUGUUUAGACGAAUUAAUGACCCUUACGUUAGUAAAAGAUCCCCAAUGGCAGAUACAAUGCUAACGCAAGAAAUGAAAAGGCAUGCAGUCAUUGUUGCCAUUUGUGCAGAACACAGCGACUUAGAAAUUGCCAACUUUCUAAAUGUUGCAAGAUCCUUUGUUCACAAAGUUCGGAUGGAACUGGAAGCUUCCGGUGGGAAUGUUUCAAUUGUAUCAAAGGGAAAAAAACAUUGUAAACGUUCGGACACUAUAAGGACACCGCAAUUCAUCCAACGGGUUCAACACAUUGUCAGUGAUCACCCCGAAAAGUCAUUGAGGGCCGUUGCUAAAGAACUUGAGGUGUCGGAGUGGACUGUCAGAACUGUGGUGCACGAGGGCAUUUAAUGCCAGUCGUAGGUGUUGUGUGAAGCCAGCUCAUGUCUGCAAAGAUAUUUGAUCUGUGUCGAACAGUUACUGAGAAAAGUUUUUAAAAAAUCUUCAGGAACAUGGCAUGUUACGGUUUUCUUCUGCUGAGAAAAUCUUUGACCGAGGCCCAACAGGAGAAAUGAUAGAUGGUUAUCCCUCUGCAGGACGCCAGUGAUGCAUAUUCGGUUUCCAGCAACUGGAAUGGUUUAAGGAGUGGUGAAUAACAAAGGCCAUGAGAAGCCACCUCACAUCUUUCCACAUUGUAUUAGAAUUAAUGCUGCUGGAUGUGUUGAGGUGCUGAGACGGGUAUUAAACCCUGGAUGGAUGAAAGACACAGUUGAAGGCUGUAUGUGUUCCAAACAAACUCAGCACUUUUGCACAAAGCCCACUCACCCCAAGAAUGGAUAUCAGACAAUCUUUAUGAUCCCGUAACAUUGAACCUGUGGCCGCCUAACUUGACAGAUUUAAAUCCCAUGGAUUACCACGUUUGGAGAGUUGUUGAAAGGGAGAAUAAUUGACGCAAUAUCACUGAAGGCCACCGUUAUCCAGGUGAUGGUGUCCAAAAUGAAAUACAAACCAUUUAAUGCAUGCAUGUCAAAGAUUCUGGUUCUCCAUCGAAGCUAAACGCUGAUUCAUUGAAUCAUCUUAUAAGAUAGCUUAUUGAGAACAUAUGCACAAAUUU
Molecule: messenger RNA, 3110 nt
Organism: Octopus sinensis (East Asian common octopus)
Lineage: Eukaryota; Metazoa; Mollusca; Cephalopoda; Octopoda; Octopodidae
Product: tRNA (guanine-N(7)-)-methyltransferase
Exons: 7
Coding region: 1307-2407 (366 amino acids)
Biological process (GO): RNA (guanine-N7)-methylation; tRNA methylation
Cellular component (GO): tRNA methyltransferase complex
Molecular function (GO): tRNA (guanine(46)-N7)-methyltransferase activity
Source: RefSeq, a predicted model, not a curated record